Conger conger (European conger) is the source of this 2281-nucleotide messenger RNA. Its product is annotated as potassium voltage-gated channel subfamily C member 1-like. The coding region runs from base 1 to 1818 and encodes 605 amino acids. The record is from RefSeq and is a predicted model, not a curated record. Gene Ontology annotation, biological process: protein homooligomerization; potassium ion transmembrane transport. Gene Ontology annotation, cellular component: voltage-gated potassium channel complex; neuronal cell body membrane; axon. The transcript is spliced from 4 exons. Gene Ontology annotation, molecular function: delayed rectifier potassium channel activity; protein binding. NCBI's taxonomy places the organism in Eukaryota, Metazoa, Chordata, Actinopteri, Anguilliformes, Congridae.
AUGCUCAGUUCGGUGUGUGUCUCCUCUUUCAAAGGGCGCAAGGGUGGGAACAAGUCGUCCAACAAAGCAUGUUACAGUGCAGACAUGACUUGUCCGCCAGAAAGCGAGAAAAUAGUGAUAAACUGCGGGGGGGUGAGACACGAAACCUACCGCAGUACCCUAAAGACUUUGCCCGGUACCCGCUUGUCGUGGCUCACAGAGCCGGAUGCAUUUACUAACUUCGAUUAUGAUUCCAAAAACGACGAGUUCUUCUUCGAUCGACACCCGUCCGUCUUCUCUUUCAUCCUCAACUACUACCGGACCGGAAAGUUGCACUGUCCGAACGAUGUAUGCGGUCCACUGUUCGAAGAGGAGUUGGCGUUCUGGGGCAUCGAUGAGACGGACGUUGAGGCUUGCUGCUGGAUGAAUUACCGACAACACAGGGACGCGGAGGAAGCGCUGGACAGUUUCGAGACUCCCGAGCCUGACCCUCCCGAAGAUGACCCCGCACUAGGAGGAGCGGACGGGGACCUGAAGAGAUUGUGUCUGCAGGAGGAUGGGAGGAAAGUCGGUUGGUGGCGCUUUUGGCAGCCCAAAAUUUGGGCGCUUUUUGAGGAUCCAUAUUCAUCUAAAUAUGCCCGGUAUGUGGCAUUUGGCUCCCUCCUGUUUAUCCUCAUCUCCAUCUCCACCUUCUGCCUGGAGACUCAUGAGGCCUUCAACACCAUCUACAACAAGACAGAGAAUAUGACAGUGGGCAAUUCUACAAAGACUGAGUUUGUCUUUGAGGUGGUCACUGACAGCUGGCUGACCUAUGUGGAGGGAGUAUGUGUCAUCUGGUUCACAAUCGAGGUCCUGCUCCGCGUCAUUUUCUGCCCGGACAAGGCUGAGUUCUUCAAGAGCACCCUCAACAUUAUCGACUUUGUGGCCAUUCUGCCUUUCUACCUGGAGGUGGGGCUGAGCGGCCUGUCCUCCAAGGCGGCCAAGGAUGUGCUGGGCUUCCUGCGAGUGGUGCGCUUUGUUCGAAUCCUGAGAAUCUUUAAGCUGACCCGACAUUUUGUGGGUCUGCGGGUCUUGGGCCACACACUAAGGGCCAGUACCAAUGAGUUCCUCCUCCUCAUUAUUUUCUUGGCCUUAGGGGUCCUGAUCUUUGCUACGAUGAUCUACUAUGCUGAGAGGAUCGGUGCUGACCCAGACGACCCCACUGCCAGCCGCCACACAGACUUCAAGAACAUUCCCAUUGGGUUCUGGUGGGCAGUGGUGACAAUGACCACACUUGGCUAUGGGGACAUGUAUCCAGUCACAUGGUCAGGGAUGUUGGUGGGAGCAUUGUGCGCUUUAGCUGGUGUGUUGACCAUUGCUAUGCCUGUCCCUGUCAUUGUCAACAACUUCGGGAUGUACUACUCCCUGGCUAUGGCCAAACAGAAGCUGCCCAAAAAGAAGAACAAGCAUAUCCCGAGGGCACCCCAGCCUGGAUCGCCCAACUACUGCAAACCUGAUGCCCUUGCAAUGGCCACUGCCUCACCCCAGAGAAUCCUGGGAAAUGUUCUGGGUGGGCUUGUUGGGUCAGGAGGUGUAGGAGGAGACUGCCCCCUGGCACAAGAGGAAGUUAUUGAAAUCAACAGAGACGCCAAGCAGAACGGAGACGCUGCCAAUGCUGCCCUGGCCAAUGAGGACUGCCCGACGAUCGACCAGGUGCUGAGCCCGGAGGAGAAGAGCCCGGCGGGAGGAGGGGGUGGAAUGGGGCGGGAGCGGUACCAGCACGACCGUGCCUGCUUCCUGCUCACCACCGGGGAAUUCAGGGCCACAGAUGGAAACGUGAGGAAAGUGUUGAGUUUCUAAAAUCCUCCUUUUCUCUGAAGAAGAAAGUAUAACAUUGAUCAGUUGAUCGUGAGUUCACUGAUGGAGCCUCAUUUCCAAGAUGUGAGACACAGAUGGAGGGAGAGCGAUGAUAGGAUGGACAGAGAAGGGGACUUGAAGAAAAGAGGCAGAACUGUAACCAAAGCAACCUCAUGGGACAUGCAACUCCAGCUUUUGUUGACUUACUGAGCAACUUGCGAACAAACUGAGAGAUCCACGAACACGCUCAAAAGCAUCCAAAUGCACAACACUGCGAAAGCUGAUGCUCACUACCACACCAACGGACUGCUGUAUUGAUUCCUCAGCAAGUAACGAUACUCAAAUGACUUGAGCCCCUUGACCAAACAUGUAGCAUCUCUGCUAGCACACUGUAGCAUUUGUUGGCCGAGAACAGACUGACGGACACCCUUUUAAUUGACAGGAUGAAUAGACUGACAUGAAACAA